This is a messenger RNA of Notolabrus celidotus (New Zealand spotty), 5208 nucleotides long. RefSeq names its product NIMA-related kinase 1 (gene nek1). Bases 263 to 4420 code for a protein of 1385 amino acids. The transcript has 35 exons. Gene Ontology annotation, biological process: protein phosphorylation. The record is from RefSeq and is a predicted model, not a curated record. Gene Ontology annotation, molecular function: ATP binding; protein kinase activity. NCBI's taxonomy places the organism in Eukaryota, Metazoa, Chordata, Actinopteri, Labriformes, Labridae.
AUUGGCUGUCGGUUGCUAUGGAAAAUGUCCACAGCAACAGCCCUUCUGGGGUGGGGACUAGCGCUGUCAGUCACCGUGAUGACGAACACCCAAACCAACCAAUCCGCGAUCGAGAAAUAAGUAGGCGGCCAAUCAGAAUGCAGCAAAAAAGAGAGCUUGUAGUUAGAUCGAGAGCGCAGAGAGCAGCAAGUAGCAGAGGCUCUGAGAGACAGCGGCGAGACAGACUGAUGAACCAUCAUGAGGAUCCAGCCACUCUUCUAACAUGGACAAGUACGAGAAGGUGAAGAAAAUAGGGGAAGGGUCAUUUGGAAGGGCUGUCCUCGUCAAAUCCAAAGAGGAUGGACACCAGUAUGUCAUCAAGGAGAUUGGCAUAUCUGGAAUGUCAAGUAAAGAGAGGCAGGAAUCUCGGAAAGAAGUUGCAGUCCUUGCCAACAUGAGUCAUCCCAACAUCGUGCAGUAUAAGGAGUCUUUUGAAGAGGGGGGCUGUCUGUAUAUUGUGAUGGACUACUGUGAGGGUGGAGACCUCUUCAAGAAGAUCAACUCUCAAAAAGGAGUACUGUUCACAGAAGAGCAGAUCUCAAAUUGGUUUGUGCAGAUUUGUCUGGCUCUGAAGCACGUGCAUGAUCGCAAAAUCCUCCACAGGGACAUCAAAUCACAGAACAUAUUUUUAACAAAAGAUGGGACUGUGCAGCUUGGAGAUUUUGGAAUUGCAAGGGUCCUCAACAGCACUGUGGAGCUGGCAAGAACAUGCAUAGGAACACCUUAUUACCUUUCACCAGAGAUCUGUGAAAAUAAACCAUACAACAACAAAAGUGAUAUUUGGGCCCUAGGGUGUGUCCUGUAUGAAAUGUGCACUCUUAAGCAUGCAUUUGAGGCUGGCAACAUGAAGAAUUUAGUCCUGAAGAUCAUCCGUGGCUCAUACCCACCCGUAUCUGUGCACUACUCGCAAGAACUGCGCUCUCUCUUGGGGCAGCUGUUUAAACGCAACCCUCGAGAGAGGCCGUCAGUCAGCAGCAUCUUGGACAAACCUUUCCUGAUCUGCAGGAUUGAGAAGUUCCUCACACCACAGAUCAUUGCUCAGGAAUUCCAUCAUAACUUUCUUCACAAGCAGCCUAAAGUGGGUGCAGUGCAGGGGCCACCAGCCAAGCGUUCUGCCCCUGGCUCCAUACCACUCACCCCAGCCCAGAAGAUCACCAAACCAGCCAGCAAAUACGGAGUGCCUUUAACUGUGAGGAAGGUGCCAGAUGCAGCCAAAAAGCUGGCGGAGAGGAAACCGGCUGUGAAGCACAAACCGGCCCCCCUCCCAGCAGCCCCCCAGAGAAGAGUGAGUCAAGUGGAGGAAGAGAGGAAAAAACACGAGGAGGGCAUGAGAAAGAAAAGGAUGGAGCUGAUAGAGAAAGAGAGGAAACAGAGGGAGCAGAUGUUCCUGUUAAAAGCAGAGCAGAUGAAAAGAUUUGAAAAGGACAAGAUCAAUCGUAUAAACCAGGCCAGAGAACAGGGCUGGAAGCAUGUAUUGAGCUCUAGUGGAGGCAGCAGCCCAGAGAGGAAGUGUUUUGUUGGUGGGGGAAAGAGAGGCGUCCCGAGCUCUGUUCAGGGACCAGUCCCCAGUAAAAGCCCUUAUGAACACUACCACACCGCUCUGGACCACAUGUCAAAACCACAGUCUAAAGCAGUCAGCAGAGAGGGAUCCUCGGCAGGACCAGGCAGUCCCAGUCGUGGUGUACCUCCUGCUGCUGGCCCAGUGCUGCCCAACGGCCCGUCCAGACCAUUAAACCCUGACGCAAUCAAGAGGGAACUACAGAGGCUGCAGCACGUUUCCAAACAAGCCCACAUAAGCAGGCAGAGGAUACAGAUGGCUCCUGAACGGGCCUAUCAGGUGGAGGAGUUCUUACAGCGGAAGAGAGAAGCAAUGCUCAACAAAGUCCGUGCUGAAGGACAGCUGGAGUACUUGUCGAGGCUGAGGCAGAUCCGUUUGCAGAACUUCAAUGAGCGACAGCAGAUCAAAGCCCGGCUCAGAGGAGAGAAGUACGAUAGUGACGGUUCUGACAGCCAGGAGUCCAGCGAGGAGGCAGAGCUCAGGAGGAAGAAGAUAGAGGCCUUAAAAGCCCAAGCUAACGCCCGUGCUGCCGUGCUCAAAGAGCAGCUGGAGAAGAAGAGAAGAGAAGCGUAUGAGAGGGAAAAGAAAGUGUGGGAGGAACACCUCGCAGCUCGGGGGUUGAAGGUUGGCAUGGCAGCAGGGAGCGUAGCGAUGGCAGCAGAAACAGGAUCAUCUACCUCUGAGAAAGCUCUCCCACAGCCCGCUCCCUCUCAGCCAGAUCCUCCUCCCAAAGCUCCGGUCCUGCCUGAAACUAAACCCUCCACCCCGGCUAUAUCUAUGACUGCUGCCCUGAAGAAUGUCGGAGCAAUGUCUCCUCUAAAGGAAAACCUGCCUGAGAAAGAGCCUGCGUCUGCCAUGCAGAGUGAGAAAAAGCAGAUCCUGCGCAGAUUAAACCAGAACCUAAAAACCCAGAGCCCAGUGGAGGAGGUGGAGGAGAAGGAGACACCUCCACAGCCUGCAGAUCCAAGUCCUGCUCCUCAGCAGAACCAGCCGGACACAGAGAAACGCCCAUCCUCAAAGGAAGACCGGAAGAAGUGGGAUGCAGCAGAACUGCCUGUCAUUGCUGUUGCUCAGCAGACUAUGGAAACCUGCAUCACAACCAGCACCUUCUCAGUGUCUCCAGAUGAUAGACCCUCUUCUGCUGGAGACAGGAAGAAGUGGGAGGCAGGAGUUCCACUCGUCCUCUCUGUAGCCCGACAAACUCUAGAGGAGACGUGCAUCCCGACCAUCGAGCAAACAGCCGGCGAGGUCAUACAGAUGGGCGUGCUGCAUGAAGACGCUGCUCGGAAGAUGUGGGGGGCGAGUCCGGACUCUCAGGUGCUGCGAGUGCUUCAGGAGGCCGAGCUGCAGCCGCUCACUCAGCCGCUGAACGUCACUGUUUCUGAAGCAGAGUUUUCAAACACAGAUAAGCCCAUCCAGAAAGCAGCAGCUGAGAUUGUGGAGAAGCCUAAAGAAGCGUUGCCCUCUAAUCCAGCCACGUCUGCUGUGGCUGUGGGCCCGGACGCUCAGAAGCAGAGUUCAGUCACCGCAGAGGCCUCGCAUCAGGGAGUGAUUGUGGCCCAGAGAGUGACACUGCCACCUGUCCUCACUGAGACUCAGGAUCCAGCAGAUUUGGAGUCUCUGGUUUUGGAAGAGAUGCCUAAACAGGCCGUGCCUCCACCAGCUGGUGUGCAGCAGGCCUGGGAGAAGGAAGCCCGGCAGCCAGUGCCAGCAGAGGGCGUCACAGGACCAGCAGGCACUAAGGAGGCUGAGAGGAGUGCAGAUAGACCAACAGAAUCCUCCGGUCCAGCGCAGAGCGAGGAGCCCCUGUUUACAAAGUUGUGUUCCCCGGCCCACCGCCGCACCGCCGCCCUGGCGAUGCUCUCAGCUCAGUCCUCCCUGGAUGAAUCAUCCUCCUCUCUGGCCUCUCGCUCACGCUCCGUCUCACCCCUGCGCUCCAAACACCACGACGCCCUCCUCAUCGGCCUCUCCACGGGCAUGUUCGACGCCAACAACCCCAAGAUGCUGAGGACCUGCUCUCUGCCAGACCUCAGCCGUCUCUUCAGCCCCCGGCAGGACUCUGCAGCGACCAGUGAUGCUAACGCGGCCCCUGAUAACAACCUGGAGAUCGAGGACCUGGAGGAGGCUGCCAAAGAUGACGAACAGUCAGAGACGGAAGAUGCAUAUGAGGAUGAAGACCUGCGGGACAUCCGGGCCUCCAUGGAGAGGCUGCUGCAGGAAGAAGGAGACCUGAUGAGGAGCUCUGCGGAGGUCGGUGCAGGAGACUUUAAUGGAAACCCUCCAGAGAGCGAAGACCUCUUCAACAGGAUCGCAGCUGAGAUCAACCAGGACAACAACCAGAUGGCUGUGGACGAUGAUGACGACGAUGAUGAGGAGGAGGAGGAGGAGGAUGAGGGGGAUGAAGGCGAGGAGGACGAGGAGGAUGAGGAUGAGGAAUGCUCCAAUGGGAGUCCUGGAGAUGAAGAAGGAGGGAAUCUGCUUUCUAACGGCGUGGGGGAGAACCACAGUAACCACAGCCAGCUCAAUGAGGAGUGGCACUCAGAUGGCAGCGGAGAGGACCAAGGCAUCGAGGCAGUGCAUCACGACAGCAUCUUCAGCCGUCUGGAGGAGCUCCGCUUUAACCUGGAGCAGCAGAUGGGCUUCGAGAGGUUCAUUGAGGCUUACAAUAAGAUAAAGGCCAUACACGAGGAUGAAGACGAGAAUAUCGACCUGGGCUCCAGUUUGGUCUUCAGCAUUUUGGGAACGGAGCAUCAGCAUCUGUAUCCCAACAUCCUUCAUCUCGUGAUGGCAGACGGAGCUUAUCAAGAAGACAAUGAUGAGUAAUGUUCUCCUGCAUCACAUUGCGGCUGCUGGUUGCUUCGACAAUCCGCUGGCUAUCUGACGUCUUCCCGUGACGCUCAUCAUCGGCAGAAGGAUCUAUGCAUGAAGAGAGGCAGCCGUGCAUCUGACAGUGUUUCAGGCACACUUGCAUGAUGAAGAAGAAGAAGAAGAAGAAGACUCCAGGCUGCGUUUCUUACUUUCCACUGUUGUCACCUGACACUCUGUUUCUCACCAGUGUUCCUUCAGAAGUGCUUUAUCAUACUCAUGUUCUUAUUAACCAAAGUCUACUUCAGUUUCCUGUCACAUGUUCAUGUUUCUGUCACUGAAUGUUGAUUCGUAGCGUAGAGCUGGUUGUGUUUUUAUUUGUCGCUGGUUUUUGUUUUUCCUUUAGCGGGCAAAGAUCUGGUCCUCUCAGGUGCUCUCUUUCUAACUCUCACCUACCCGCCUGUAAAGCUUUUAAAACCAGGUCACUCUAAACAGACACACCAUGAUUUACUCAGAACCAGUCCAACCUCCUUUUCUUACCGCUCUUUUCACCAAACCAGAAGAUGAAAUACUUAUUUUCAGAUUUCUUACUAUGUCAGUUAACCCAGAUUAAACAAUCUGAGAAAGCACUUUGUCACCAGGGUACUGUAGCAAGACCGGGACCAGCGUCACAGCGGUCAGUGGGAGAGAGAGAUGAUGAUGUAAGCAAUGAAGCAAUGGUUCAGAUGUUAACGAUGAUUCAUAUUUGUUUGUUAAAUAAAUAUUGUAAAUCUUUUUAUGAUUAAACACUUUUUUUAAAAAUCUAA